AUGUGCACAUCGGCUUUGUGGCUAGGGUGUGUUGGCUUGCUGUUCGCCACCUCUCAAAGCUGCUUUCAGUGCUUUGUUGACGUGCAAGACAGUCUUCGCCUGUGUUGGGGUCAUAUUUUGACUGAACACAAUGUUAGGAGCGUUGACGCCUGCUUCAGGAAGCUGGACCGCAUAUUCAACCACCACGAGGGAGUACUUGAGGCUGGCAGAGUGGGUGAAGGCUAUGAGAAACAGCUGAAAGAAAUUAUGAAUGCAGAGAUUCUUCCCAUGGCAGAGGAGUUCGACAAAAAGCUGAAUACGGACACAGUGUAUGAGGAAAGGUUGCAGACAGCAGCAGACAAUUUCAUCGCAGCUGCCUCCAAACUGCCUAGAGGUGAGACAUGUCUCUGGUUGUUUCCCUCCCUGUGUAUUAGUUUCAUGCAUCCAUCAGGUUUCCAGAGUGCAGGUGCAGUAUACAACUGUAUCACCUGUCAGUAUGACUCCUGUGAAUUCCCUCUCGACUGUCCAGUCAAAGAAAUUAAAGUAACCGAGAACAGCAGGAGCCGAGUGUGGUGUGACGUGCCAUUUCGCUUACCAAGUGACAUCGAGGUGAUCUGGAGGUUUGCAGAGGAGGUGAAAACCCAGCAGGUGGAUCAGUUUAAAGAAGUGACGGCGGGAGUGGACAGGCUAUAUUCAAUCCCUUCAACCAGCUUGCAGCAUCAGGGCACCUACCAGUGUGAGAUCUACUCAGGCCAACGCUCCAUUGUCAGACUGUACUACUAUCUCACAGUAACCCCCCAGGUCGUGGCAGGCCACACAGAGCUGCAGGAGAUAUUCGACCUGUCUCUGCUCCCAGGAGGGCAGUUACUCCCAGCGCCUGGUGGUCCUCCCCGCUCCCUCCUCCUCCACCCCUCAUCACUGCUUCUCACCGCCUGUUUAACUGCUUUGCUUCUGCUGCUCUUCCUCUCCCUGGGGGCUCUGUUUUGGUCAUCAGCACCAGAGCUAACAAGCCACGCUGAAGAAACAGAUGAAGAUGAAGAUUUAGGGUUCUGA
Chelmon rostratus (copperband butterflyfish) is the source of this 1032-nucleotide messenger RNA. It is a transcript of the gene spaca6, whose product is annotated as sperm acrosome membrane-associated protein 6. NCBI's taxonomy places the organism in Eukaryota, Metazoa, Chordata, Actinopteri, Chaetodontiformes, Chaetodontidae. Gene Ontology annotation, biological process: fusion of sperm to egg plasma membrane involved in single fertilization. The record is from RefSeq and is a predicted model, not a curated record. The coding region runs from base 1 to 1032 and encodes 343 amino acids. The transcript has 9 exons.